AUGCGCGCGGGCGGCUUGCGGGGCAGCACGGCCUGCAGGCAGUGCACGCACAGCCGCACCUUGGGCGGGCUCGACGUGCGGAAGUGCUCGGCCAGGCCCAGCAGCGCCAGGUACCACGACUCGCCGCCCGCCGCGCCGCCGCCGCCGCCCGAGCUGGAGCCCGGGCCGGGCCCAGCGCCGCCGCCGCCGCCUCCUCCGCCGCUAUCGCCCCUCCCGCCGCCUCCCGCCUCCCCGGAGCCCGCCGCGCCGCCCGCCGCCUGCUGCGGUGGAGCCAAGCGGGGGAGGACAGCUCGGGACUACAASUCCCAGCCGCCCUUGCGGCGCGGCGCUUCCGCCCCGCCCCCGCCGCGCCGCGGGGCACUGUGGGAGGGGAGCUCCAAAAUGGACAACCCCAGGGAUGCUCCAGGCAAGACCAGCCGCUGGUUCGGGGUGGCGCAGCCCAAGUCGGCCAAGAGCAGCGCGAACAUCCUGCAGCAGGAGGAGCUGAUCGCGCAGAAGAAGCGGGAGAUCGAGGCGCGGCUGGAGCAGCAGGCGAGGCARAGCUACCUGGGCCUCCCGCAGCUGCCCCUGCUCGGAGAAGAUGAAGGUUCUGAAAACGAAGCCUCUGUUUCCAACAAGUUUGUUAAUGAUGGCAGUUUCCUCCAGCAGUUUCUCAAGCUGCAGAAGGAAAAGUCAAGUGCUGAACCUCCCCCAAGUUCUGCUAAUAACCCGGCAAACGCUUCCGCAUCAAAUGUUGGGAAGAAACCUAUGGUGUUUGGGAAGCGCCCUGGGCAGGUCCUCAACAGCAUGCUGCACCAGGUGAAGAACUACUCCCAUUCCAAACAGCCCCCGGUCGUUAACCGCCUCAGUGUAUUUCAGUCGCCCGAUGAAGAGGAGGAGGAGGAUUAUGAGCAGUGGUUGGAAAUUAAAGUUUUACCCCCAGAGGAUGCGGAGACCCGACAAGUGGUGGAAAAGCUGGCUAGGUUCGUGGCUGAAGGGGGACCAGAAUUAGAGAAGGUCGCUAUGGAAGAUUACAAGGAUAACCCAGCUUUUUCGUUCUUACAUGAUAAGAACAGCAGAGAAUUCCUUUACUACAGAAAGAAAGUGGCAGAGAUAAGAAAAGAGAAUCAAAGUUCUCAGGCAUCCUCUUCGGAGAAAGUUUCACCCCCAGAGGAUGAAGAGACAAAGAACUUUGCUGAGAAACUGGCCAGGUUCAUAGCAGCCGGGGGCCCUGAGGUGGAAGCUAUUGCCUUGCAGAACAACCGAGAGAACCAUGCUUUCAGGUUUUUAUAUGAGCCAAACAGCAAAGGCUACAAGUAUUACCGCCAGAAACUGGAGGAAUUCCGUAAGGCCAAAGCCAGCUCUGCGUGUGCCCCCGCCUUGCACACAGAACCCAGUCUCAAAAGGAAGAACAUUCCGGAGGCGACGCCGUCUCCGUCGUGCUUAUCCUCCUUGCCCCCGUCCUUGCCCUCCCCUUUGCCCUCACCAUCGCCGUCUUCGUCCAACGAGACAGCUACAACAGCCCCUACUACAACAGAAGCAACGACGACAACAACAACAGCURCAGCCACUGCUGCUGCAACAGCUACUGCUGCCGGCGCUACCAAAAAGAAGCGGAAGAGCAGGUGGGGGCCUGAGGAAGACAAGGUKGACUUGCCUCUCCCACAGCUCGUCCAGCAGCUGGAUGGUUCUCCUUCCCCACUUUCAGUUCAGGACCUCAAGGGUCUCGGUUAUGAAAAAGGGAAACCGGUUGGUUUAGUGGGUGUGACGGAGCUCUCUGAGGCCCAGAAGAAGCAGCUGAAGGAGCAGCAGGAGAUGCAGCAGAUGUACGAUAUGAUCAUGAAACACAAGCGAGCUAUGCAGGAGAUGCAGAUGAUGUGGGAGAAGGCGAUUCAGCAGCACCAGCACGGCUAUGACAGCGACGAAGAGGUGGACAACGAGCUGGGCACGUGGGAGCAUCAGCUGCGACGCAUGGAGAUGGACAAGACACGAGAGUGGGCCGAGCAGCUGACCCAGAUGGGCAGAGGGAAGCAUUUCAUCGGAGACUUUCUUCCCCCUGAUGAGCUGGAGAAAUUCAUGGAGACGUUCAAGGCACUGAAGGAAGGCCGUGAGCCAGAUUAUUCCGAAUAUAAAGAAUUCAAACUGACCGUGGAAAACAUAGGUUAUCAAAUGCUGAUGAAGAUGGGCUGGAAGGAAGGCGAGGGACUUGGCUCGGAUGGACAGGGGAUUAAAAAUCCAGUCAGCAAGGGAACCACCGCCGUGGAUGGAGCUGGUUUUGGCAUCGAUCGGCCGGCCGAGCUCACCAAGGAGGACGAUGAGUACGAGGCAUUCCGGAAGAGAAUGAUGCUGGCCUACCGCUUCCGACCAAAUCCCUUGAACAAUCCACGACGACCUUACUACUGAUGGAGCUUUUGGGGCAGCCUCUUUCCAAAACCGUUGUAACUUUACUGUGAAAUGUUAUGAAAUUGCGUUGUUAUUCCCUUAUUUACUAAUAUUGUAAAGCUUACUGAAGUCCCAGUACCAUCUCUCACGUGGAGGAGAGGCCUCGAGCCCACUCGCAGCGCACUCGAGUGUCAUGACAACGGUGCUGGAACAAGGUGUUGAGCAGAGAGCAGGUGAUGGGGGGUUUAUUCGGUGCCCUGCUGAGCAGAAGGGUCGCACCAAAGAURCAACAGGGAUAGUUCAGGGACUCCCUUUGUUUCUAGCUCAGUGCCACGUUGUUUAUCAAGGAAUGCGUGUUUUUUUUUCUGCGCAGAAUCCAUCUGUUGAGGCACACAGCUCGAGCUGCCCCCUCUUCGUCUUUUAUUGCAAAUACAACAAGGGCCUGGCCCCGGCCUGACUUUGGGGGCUCCUGCUGAGGGUUUCUUCCUUGAAGAGCUGGGUGCUGAUGCUGACGUGAAGUCUCUAGUGUGGCCUGCAGCUGCCAUGGCAAAACCAGUGCCUCGUUGUAUUUACCUCUGCCGUGCGUGGAGCGAGGCGCCCAGGGGAGGCUCCUUCAGCUUCGGGGGCAGCAGCCUCCUCCAUUUCCUCCAUCCUUGAACACUAAGUCCACCCACAGCUUCCUAGCRAAGUGAGAGACUUGCUAGCACUUCCCAGGGAUGUGGGUGAGGAAGAACCAAGCCUUCGGMCACAGUUUAUCUAAGGCAAUUUGGACUCUGUUGUCAUAUGAAACACCUCAGCAACUAUACAUUUUCUUCAUCCACUCUGUAAAUAAAAUAAAAAUYAUCUGUUCCUUUUUUUUUUUUUUUCCUGAAUCGUUGGAAAAAGUGAUCUUGCCAUAGGAUUUCAUAGGCCGGGAUCUGUGCUCCAGUUUUCUUUCCU
This is a messenger RNA of Nothoprocta perdicaria, 3300 nucleotides long. RefSeq names its product SURP and G-patch domain containing 1 (gene SUGP1). The record is from RefSeq and is a predicted model, not a curated record. The transcript has 15 exons. Gene Ontology annotation, cellular component: nucleoplasm. The coding region runs from base 1 to 2382 and encodes 793 amino acids. Gene Ontology annotation, molecular function: RNA binding. Gene Ontology annotation, biological process: RNA processing. Lineage: Eukaryota; Metazoa; Chordata; Aves; Tinamiformes; Tinamidae.